This is a messenger RNA of Morus notabilis, 1428 nucleotides long. RefSeq names its product COBW domain-containing protein 1. Lineage: Eukaryota; Viridiplantae; Streptophyta; Magnoliopsida; Rosales; Moraceae. The transcript has 9 exons. The record is from RefSeq and is a predicted model, not a curated record. Gene Ontology annotation, cellular component: cytoplasm. The coding region runs from base 93 to 1208 and encodes 371 amino acids.
AAAAAAAAAAAAAAAACCUAACGUCAUGUCGCAUAUGCCCUUCAAGAACGGCAAUACAGUCCUAGAGCCCAGAAUAAGCACCCAAUCGGAAAAUGGAGGAGGAAGAAGAAAAUCCACCCCUCGCAGUACAAAUCGACCAAUCCACUAAACCAUAUUCAAACGACGCACGACCCACAAACGACGACGUAUCCGUCGGGGUAACCGUCAUCACGGGCUAUCUCGGCGCCGGAAAAUCAACUCUGGUGAAUUACAUACUGAAUUCCCAGCAUGGGAAAAGGAUUGCGGUGAUAUUGAACGAGUUUGGAGAGGAAAUUGGAGUGGAGAGAGCGAUGAUUAAUGAAGGAGAUGGUGGGGCCCUUGUUGAAGAGUGGGUUGAGCUAGAUAAUGGCUGUAUUUGUUGCACUGUUAAGCAUAGUUUGGUUCAAGCAUUGGAGCAACUUGUUCAGAGGAAGGAAAGACUUGAUCAUAUAUUACUGGAGACUACUGGGUUAGCAAACCCGGCUCCUCUUGCAUCUGUUCUAUGGUUGGAUGAUCAGCUUGAGUCGGCAGUUAAGCUUGAUUCAAUUAUCACUGUUGUCGAUGCUAAAAACCUCAGGUUUCAGCUGAACGAGCAACGUAGUUCAUCUUCAUUUCCCGAAGCAUAUUCUCAAAUUGCCUUUGCGGAUGUUGUAAUUCUUAACAAAGUUGAUUUGGUUUCUCCAGAGGGCUCUGGGGGUUCUUUGGACGAACUGGAGAAGGAGAUACACAACAUUAACGCGCUUGCUAGUAUUAUUCCUACUGUUCGUUGUCAAGUUGAUCUGUCCGAGAUAUUGGACUGCCGGGCCUAUGAUGCUACACACAUCACUCGAUUAGAAGCACUAUUGGACGAAAGUAAUGCAAUAUCGACCCAAAAUCUUCAUGAUAGACGUGUGAGAACAUUGUGCAUUUCUCAUGAGGGGGAAGUUGAUCUUGAUAAGGUUCGUAUAUGGCUUGAAGAGAUUCUUUGGGAUAAGAAAUAUGACAUGGAUGUAUAUCGCUGCAAAGGGGUUUUGAGUGUCCAAAACUGCAAUCAACUACACACUUUGCAGGCCGUAAAGGAGAUCUAUGACAUUGUUCCAGCUCGUGAUUGGAAAGAGAGAGAAACUCGGAUGAACAAGAUAGUUUUUAUUGGUCAUAAUUUAGAUGAAAAUAUCCUGGCUGAUUCUUUCAGAGAUUUUGCAACUUGUUAAUCCUUGCACCUUAUGGAGUCCAGUUUAACCAUCUUUUUUUUUUAAAUUUUUUAUUUGGCGUAAGAAGGUUUUCAAGAAGCUGUUUGUGGUUACUUUCGUUAUGAAAAGGACAGAUUUUGAGACAUAUAGGUGGUCGGACUUACCAACAAUCUGUACGUAGUUUAUUACUUUUCGUUUAUGUAAAGGACAGAUUUUGAGACAUAUAGGUAGUUGGACUUAU